Molecule: messenger RNA, 1451 nt
Organism: Danio aesculapii
Lineage: Eukaryota; Metazoa; Chordata; Actinopteri; Cypriniformes; Danionidae
Product: glutamine synthetase-like
Exons: 6
Coding region: 124-1227 (367 amino acids)
Cellular component (GO): cytoplasm
Molecular function (GO): glutamine synthetase activity
Source: RefSeq, a predicted model, not a curated record
UCAAAGAAAUUUGUAAUCCAAGAUGCAAAAAUAAAAGAUUGAAGUACACUGUCACAUUAACACCAUAUGUUGUGUCUCGUUGUAUCUCUCCAGGUGCAUUGCUUAGUUUAAAUCUGAUCCAGUAUGUCUUACGUAUCCGACAGCUCCAGCCUCAACAAGGCCCUGCGACAGCAGUACCUCAGUCUGCCUCAGGGACCCUUCUGUCAGGUCACUUAUAUCUGGAUCGAUGGCUCUGGAGAGGGUCUGCGCAACAAGACUCGAACCAUGGAUUUGGAGCCAAAGAGCGUGGCUGAUCUGCCAGAAUGGAUCUUUGAUGGUUCCAGCACGGGUCAGUCUGAAGGACACAACAGUGACAUGCUGCUGAUUCCUGUGCGCAUGUUUAGAGACCCUUUCCUCCUGGACCCAAACAAACUGGUGCUAUGUGAGGUGCUCAAGCACACCCGAGAACCUGCAGAGUCAAACCAUCGUAACAGGUGCAACAAGGUCAUGGAGAAGGUCAAAGGUCUUCAGCCUUGGUUUGGCAUGGAGCAGGAAUAUACUCUUCUAGGAGUGGAUGGACACCCUUAUGGCUGGCCCAGACUUGGCUUCCCCAAACCACAAGGUCUAUAUUACUGCAGUGUUGGUGCUGACAGAGCCUUUGGCAGAGACAUUGUGGACUGCCAUUACAAAGCCUGUUUAUAUGCUGGCAUCAAAAUCACUGGUACUAAUGCAGAGGUCAUGCCCUCUCAGUGGGAGUACCAGGUGGGUCCAUGCGAGGGAAUUGAGAUAGCAGAUCAUCUGUGGAUGUCACGCUUUCUGCUGCACCGAGUGUGUGAAGAUUUUGGAGUGGUGGCCACACUGGAUCCUAAACCCAUGGCGGGAGACUGGAACGGAGCCGGCUGCCACAUCAAUGUGAGCACAGCAUCCAUGAGAGAGGAAGGAGGAAUUGAGCACAUUGAGAAAGCCAUUGAGAAACUGAGUAAGAGACAUGAAGAGCAUAUUCGAGUCUACGACCCACAUGGUGGAGAAGAUAACAAGCGUCGCCUCACAGGUCAUCAUGAAACCUCCAGCAUCCACGAUUUCUCUGCAGGUGUUGCAAACCGUGGGGCCAGCAUCCGCAUCCCACGUCAGGUUGGUCAGGAGAAGUGUGGUUAUUUUGAGGACCGUCGUCCUGCCGCCAACUGUGACCCAUAUGCCGUGACCUACGAAAUGGCUGUGACAUGCAUGCUAGUAGAUGUUCAUGAAUAACAUACUUUAAUAGAUGCUCAGUGUUAGGUAGAGGGCUCAUUAUUCUGGUGUAUUUGUUGUAAAAUGUCCUCCAUGCAUAUUAUAAUCAUCAUCUGAAGAGAAUUUAAUGCGUUUGCCGUAUGUAUCAAAUGGUCAUACACAUGAGUUUACCUGUUUUUCUGAACAAUAAAUUCAUUCUCACACAAGCAGAAAUCAAAAGAAAACACUCCAAGUUUAUUGUCAUA